Staurois parvus is the source of this 341-nucleotide messenger RNA. The record is from the annotation of a GenBank genome assembly. NCBI's taxonomy places the organism in Eukaryota, Metazoa, Chordata, Amphibia, Anura, Ranidae.
GCGGAUAUAGUGAAUGCGGGGUCCGGGGAGAGCGGAUAUAGUGAAUGCGGGGUUCGGGGAGAGCGGAUAUAGUGAAUGCGGGGUCCGGGAGAGCGGAUAUAGUGAAUGCGGGGUCCGGGGAGAGCGGAUAUAGUGAAUGCGGGGUCCGGGGAGAGCGGAUAUAGUGAAUGCGAGGGUCCGGGGAGAGCGGAUAUAGUGAAUGCGGGGUCCGGGGAGAGCGGAUAUAGUGAAUGCAGGGUCCGGGGAGAGCGGAUAUAGUGAAUGCGGGGUCCGGGGAGAGCGGAUAUAGUGAAUGCGGGGUCCGGGGAGAGCGGAUAUAGUGAAUGCGGGGUCCGGGGAGA